AUGGCUCUGGCCAACCUCACAUCCGCCCCAGAGUUUGUCCUCCUCGGCCUGAUGGAUGGAGCAGACGCCCACCCUCUCUUGUUCCUGCUCUUCCUUAGUGUCUACCUGCUCAACGCCCUGGGCAACCUGAGCAUGGUGGUGUUGGUGAGGUCUGACAGCACCCUGCACUCACCCAUGUAUUAUUUCUUGGGUCACCUGAGCCUCGUGGACGUGUGCUUUACCACCGUCACGGUGCCCCGACUGUUGGCCGGCCUGCUGCACCCAGGCCAGGCCGUGUCCUUCCAGGCCUGCUUCGCUCAGAUGUACUUCUUCGUGGCCCUGGGCAUCACCGAGAGCUACCUGCUGGCGGCCAUGUCAUACGACCGCGCGGUGGCAGUGUGCCGGCCGCUGCACUACGGGGUGCAGGUGACGCCCCGACGCUGCGCCGCACUGGUGGUGGCGUCCUGGGCUGUGGCGCACCUGCACUCCCUGCUCCACACGCUUCUCAUCUCCGCGCUCGCCUACCCACACACCGCCCCCAUGCGCCACUUCUUCUGCGACAUGACCGUGAUGCUGAGCCUGGCCACCUCAGACACGUCCACCGCAGAGACUGCCAUCUUCUCGGAGGGCCUGGCCGUGGUGCUGACCCCACUGCUCCUCGUGUCCCUCUCCUAUGCGCUCAUCCUGGUCGCCGUGCUCAGGGUUAGGUCGGCCGUGGGCCGGCACCGCGCCUUCUCCACCUGCGGGGCCCACCUGGUGGUGGUACUGCUUUUUUUUGGCUCAGUCCUCUCCGUCUAUUUCCGGCCUGCGUCUGCCUACUCGGCCCGCUACGACCGCCUGGCCAGUGUGCUCUAUGCGGUGGUCACCCCUACCUUGAACCCUUUCAUCUACAGCCUUCGCAACAAAGAGGUCAAGGGCGCCCUAAGAAGGGGGCUUGGAUGGAGGAUCCACAAGGCGUGA
Lepus europaeus (European hare) is the source of this 939-nucleotide messenger RNA. It is a transcript of the gene OR1R1, whose product is annotated as olfactory receptor 1L6. Bases 1 to 939 code for a protein of 312 amino acids. The transcript has a single exon. NCBI's taxonomy places the organism in Eukaryota, Metazoa, Chordata, Mammalia, Lagomorpha, Leporidae. Gene Ontology annotation, biological process: G protein-coupled receptor signaling pathway. The record is from RefSeq and is a predicted model, not a curated record. Gene Ontology annotation, molecular function: olfactory receptor activity; G protein-coupled receptor activity. Gene Ontology annotation, cellular component: membrane.